CCAGUAAAUUUUCCUGUGGAUUCUACCAGAACUUUUGAGGCAGUGAGUGAUGGUUGCCAUGAAAACCAAAAAAUACUCAAUGGCACAUCAAUUACAAAUAUAUCUACAAUUCCAGAGAUGUACGACUCAUCUAAUGUAACUGUCGUGAACACAUCGGAGAGUACAGAACUAAACUGCAUAGCAAGGGGGGCCAUGAAAGACGUACAGACACGUUGGUACAGACGUGGAUCUGACAGUAUUGUCAGCAAUAAAACUACUCUCUUCUUCAAAAGUGUUUCCUAUGCGGACACAGGAAGUUAUAUUUGUGUCAUCAAGUACCAGUCAUGUGAUACUAAUACAACCCAGAACGGAAGGAAAAAUCUGACAAAAACAGUUCAUCUAGACGUUCAAGGUGCACCACUUUUAAUUUUACCGGAUAGGCGGAAAUCAUUCCAUGUCGCCGAAGGGCAGUCUAUUCUGUUUAAUAUUACAAUAGCCAGUUCUCCCCCUCCUCUUCAAUCUCUUACCAUCGUAGAGUCUAACAACAGAAACCAACUUCAAAUUGAUGUUGAAUUCAACAGGACGGUUAUGUCGUUUUCUGAUGAUAUAGCGAUUUCUAAAGACGUGCCUGUGUACACAGCAUACAUACGUCUAAAUAACAUUACGUCUACCUGGACAGGGGAAUACAUUCUGUGCAUCAACAAUUCUUAUGGAUACGCUAUCUAUGAGUUCUCCAUAAAAGUGUUCCGUCCAAAUAAAGUUUCAGUGUGGCAGUCUAGGGCCGUGGAGAUUGUAGGAGGUGGUAUAGGGGGGUUCAUAUUUCUGUUUCUAGUGGUCGGGAUCAUCUACAUGUGUCAAACACGAUACAAGCAAAAGGCCCUACAAGAAAAAAUCAAGGAAUUUGUUGAAGCUGAGAGAAAAGGAAGUAUGGAGAGUUUGGAAGUUUUGGGUCUUGGAAAAACAACUAAAGGGUUUGACAACUUCACCACCGAGGAAGAACAUGACCAUUUCCGCCAGCUUCAAAGUUUGAACACAUUCAACAAUCCAGAAGAAAACUGACAAGCAGUACUUUCCUGUACAUCUACAUGUACCAGCAUAUCCUUCCAAUGGGACACAUCACAUUACUGUUGAGUUAGCCUUGAAAAUAAAUCAUCUUGGCACUAAAAUGGUUUCCAAAUUCACAGAUCAGUACCUUAAAACUUGGCAGAUUAACAUGGACAUAAUGUUUCAUGUGAAACAAGCGAGUGUUUGCAAAACCAUCAGGAUUUUAAAUCAUUUGUGAGUAACCAUAACAAAAUAA
This is a messenger RNA of Saccostrea echinata, 1279 nucleotides long. RefSeq lists its product as uncharacterized. The record is from RefSeq and is a predicted model, not a curated record. The transcript is spliced from 8 exons. Lineage: Eukaryota; Metazoa; Mollusca; Bivalvia; Ostreida; Ostreidae. The coding region runs from base 118 to 1038 and encodes 306 amino acids. Gene Ontology annotation, cellular component: cell-cell junction. Gene Ontology annotation, biological process: cell-cell adhesion. Gene Ontology annotation, molecular function: cell adhesion molecule binding.